GUCCUCUUUUAUUUUAUCAGCUGUUUUUGAUAAAUUAAUGAUACGCUUUCAACUUAUUAUUUAACUUAUGUUAAACUUAAUAUUGAAUAAAACAUGGCGAUUCAUCAUAAUUCUAAGUAUGGGAAAUACAGACAGAGACGCCCUUACACAUAUUAUACUACAUAUGAUCCAAUAAGCAAAUGUGUCAAAUACACCUUAUUCUUUUUCAACUUCUUAUUUUGGCUUUGUGGGUGUUUAUUUGCAGCAGUAGGUAUGUAUGCAUUUAUUGAGAAAGAAAAAAUACUAAGAGAUGCAAUUGAUAUACUAUUUGAUCCAGCAAUAUUACUCAUGCUAGCAGGAACAUUAGUUUUUGUACUGACAUUUUUGGGAUGUUUGGGAUCAUUGAGGGAGAAUAUAUGCAUGUUAAAGAGCUUUGCAUAUAUCCUAUUCACCCUUUUCCUUCUGCUUCUCAUCCUCGGAGGACUUAUUUUCUUCUCCUUUUAUUCCGAUUCCAAAAUGAGGAUUGUUCACACUCCCAAUGAAAUUCUCCUUAAAGCUGUUCAAAGGUACAGGGAUGAUGACGACCUGCGCAAUUUCAUUGACAAUAUUCAAAUCAAGUUCGAAUGCUGCGGCGUGGGAACGAACGGGUUUAGGGACUGGAGCAUGAACCCUUACUUCAAUUGCACGCCAGAAAACUUGAGCGUCGAACAAUGCGGCGUCCCUUCGUCUUGUUGCAAAAGAAUCGAAAACAUACAAGACAACGUCAUGUGCGGCUUUCAUACGGUUGAUAAAACGGAAACUGAAAUAAAGGACAAAAUAUACACUUCAGGUUGCUUGAAAGCCAUUUCCAAGUGGAUCGAAGAACACGCAAUUCUGCUCGGCGGAACCGUCAUGGCUAUCCUUAUACCCCUACUUCUAGCAAUAUUUUUAUCACUUCGAUUAGCCGCUCAAAUUGAAGAACAAAGACUAAGGUGGCUCGAAUAUCCGCAUUUUUAAAUAAAUUUUUUUUCCUUCUCUUCUUUAUAUUCUUUUAAUUUUUUUUUACAUUCCAUUUAUAAUUUUACAAAUAAAUAAUUCCCACAGUAUAAAUAUAAAAAAUAUGAUGUGGUAGAAAUUAUGCGCAUUUAUAUACUAAUUUUUAAGUCACAAUUAUAUUUGUAGGCUAAAAUUCGAUUUUUCGUUUUAAAUUCUUAUUUUUAUAUAAAAAAAAAUUUAUAUU
Gordionus sp. m RMFG-2023 is the source of this 1198-nucleotide messenger RNA. RefSeq names its product tetraspanin-33-like. Gene Ontology annotation, cellular component: plasma membrane. Bases 94 to 975 code for a protein of 293 amino acids. The record is from RefSeq and is a predicted model, not a curated record. The transcript is spliced from 8 exons. NCBI's taxonomy places the organism in Eukaryota, Metazoa, Nematomorpha, Gordioida, Chordodea, Parachordodidae.